This is a messenger RNA of Nicotiana attenuata, 3332 nucleotides long. RefSeq names its product potassium transporter 2. Gene Ontology annotation, cellular component: plasma membrane. Gene Ontology annotation, biological process: potassium ion transmembrane transport. Lineage: Eukaryota; Viridiplantae; Streptophyta; Magnoliopsida; Solanales; Solanaceae. The coding region runs from base 855 to 3218 and encodes 787 amino acids. The transcript has 10 exons. The record is from RefSeq and is a predicted model, not a curated record. Gene Ontology annotation, molecular function: potassium ion transmembrane transporter activity.
GUCAGCUCUGCACUUUCAAAAACACCCUGAAUAUCUGUCGGUUUCUCUCUUAACCUGCCAUCACUAACUACAUUCUAUAAUGAAAUUAUUCUCACUACCCCUCCUCUCUUUAUUUCCUGUGUGUAUUACUCAGACACAGAACAGAAGCAGCUUUCAUUAGUAGGCUAUAUAGUGGUAAAUUGGUUCUUGAAUGUAUAUCCAUCUAGAUCUGUCAUAGGAUAAUAUAGUGGGUACAUAUUUUCCGGGAGAAAUCCAAGAAGAUAAAAGGGUCAGAAUAUGGACAGCUGCUUUUUUAUUACUGUACUUACUAGCAUUUCUUCUAAGCUUUUAUAUGGAUCUGGUAAGUUAGGUUUGCCUAUGCAGCUGAGCAUAACUGAUGCAUUUAUGAAUAGUACUAUUCUAAAAUCUUGUUAGCUGUUAAACCAGCUUAAAUUUGAUUAAGGAACUAUAAUUUCCAAAUUAGUAGGUUUUAGUUACAGGGUCAUUUUCAGUGGGAAUAUCACAAGGUGAAAAAGCACAAGAAUAUGAAAAAGGGAAUUUUAAGCAGUAAGAUAAGGCGUUGGAAUCGUGAGCAAACAGCAGAAGAGAAGAGAAGGGGAAAAAGGGGGUCCAUGUUCUGAUCACGUGCUGCUGCCUCAUCUUUAAGAAGAUAGAAAUAGUACAAAACAAUUAAGCGUUACUUUUCGAGCCUGUUCUUUUCAACUUCACUAUCUAUCUAUCUAUCUCUUACCAAGAUUCAUCCCCAUUUUUGCUUGUGUUGUGCUUUAGAGGCAAACAUCAAUUCUGGAUUUAUCACAUGAUAAAGAAUUUAUACUUCAAGUGAACCAACUUAGUGCAAGAAGCUGCUGAGGAGAAUGGAUAUCGACUACGGGAAGUGUUGGGACACUUCAAAGAAAUCUUGGAAGAGUACACUGAUUCUGGCAUACCAAAGUCUUGGGGUAGUGUAUGGGGAUCUCAGUAUUUCCCCUCUCUAUGUCUACAAGAGCACAUUUGCAGAAGACAUUCAUCAUUCCGAGACCAACGAAGAGAUUUUCGGCGUUCUUUCUUUCGUUUUUUGGACUUUAACCUUAGUUCCUUUGUUCAAAUAUGUCUUUAUCGUACUUCGAGCUGAUGAUAAUGGAGAGGGUGGUACUUUUGCUCUCUAUUCCUUAAUAUGCAGGCAUGCCAAAGUAAGCCUUCUUCCGAACAGACAAGUUGCCGAUGAAGCUCUUUCUACCUACAAACUUGAGCAUCCUCCCGAGACAAAGAAUAGCUCAAGGGUGAAGUUGCUUCUUGAGAAACACAAAUUCUUGCAUACUGCUUUGCUUAUCUUGGUGCUUCUUGGCACUUGUAUGGUCAUUGGAGAUGGACUGCUUACCCCAGCCAUAUCUGUUUUCUCUGCAGUUUCUGGCCUUGAGUUAUCAAUGUCUCGGGAUCACCAUCAAUAUGCAGUGAUUCCAAUAACUUGCUUCAUAUUAGUCUGUCUGUUUGCGUUACAACAUUAUGGCACACAUCGAGUUGGUUUUUGUUUUGCACCAAUUGUGUUGAUCUGGUUACUCUGCAUUAGUGCUCUUGGAUUAUACAACAUUAUCCACUGGAAUCCACUUGUUUAUAAAGCUCUUUCCCCCUGCUACAUGGUAAAGUUCCUGAAGAAAACAAGAAAAGGAGGAUGGAUGUCUUUGGGUGGAAUUCUCCUCUGCAUAACUGGGUCUGAAGCAAUGUUUGCUGAUCUUGGGCAUUUCUCAUAUUCUGCAAUUCAAAUUGCAUUCACCUUUCUGGUUUAUCCAGCGUUAAUUUUGGCAUAUAUGGGUCAAGCAGCUUUCUUAUCAAAGCAUCACCACACCAUUCACAAGAUUGGUUUCUAUGUAUCAGUUCCAGAUUGUGUGAGAUGGCCAGUGCUAGUAAUAGCAAUUCUGGCUUCCGUUGUGGGAAGUCAGGCAAUCAUCAGCGGAACAUUCUCAAUUAUCAACCAGAGUCAAUCUCUUGGCUGCUUCCCAAGAGUCAAGGUUGUUCACACCUCUGCCAAAAUACAUGGCCAGAUAUACAUUCCCGAGAUCAAUUGGAUACUCAUGAUUCUUUGUGUUGCUGUGACUAUUGGAUUCAGAGAUACAAAGCACAUGGGAAAUGCGUCAGGACUAGCAGUGAUGGCGGUGAUGCUGGUGACCACUUGCCUUACUUCAUUAGUUAUCAUCCUCUGCUGGAACAAGCCUCCAAUACUGGCCCUUGGAUUUCUCCUUCUGUUUGGAUCUAUUGAGUUACUCUACUUCUCAGCCUCCGUCAUUAAGUUUCUUGAAGGCGCUUGGCUUCCAAUCCUGCUUGCACUCUUUUUGGUUACUGUCAUGUUUGUUUGGCAUUAUGCCACAGUUAAAAAGUAUGAAUAUGAUCUCCAUAAUAAGGUUUCAUUAGAAUGGCUGCUGGCACUAGGUCCAAGCUUGGGUAUUACUCGAGUCCCUGGUAUCGGCCUCGUAUUCACUGAUUUGACUUCUGGGAUUCCUGCCAACUUCUCCCGUUUCGUUACCAACCUCCCCGCCUACCACCGCAUACUUGUUUUUGUGUGUGUGAAAUCCGUGCCUGUCCCUUUUGUGCCCCCCGCUGAGAGAUACCUUGUAGGCCGCGUUGGUCCUGCAGCUCAUCGUUCCUAUAGAUGCAUCGUCCGUUAUGGUUACCGUGACGUUCACCAGGAUGUCGACUCCUUUGAAUCCGAACUGGUCAGUAGACUGGCUGAUUUCAUCCGGUAUGAUUGGUACAAGACACACGGAGUCAUAGACGAGGAUGACGGCUCACGGUCUGGUGCAUCAUCGGGAGAAUGCAGACUGACCGUUAUAGGAACUCUGGCUUUCUCAGGCACAGCAGCUUUCGAGCUCGAGGACAAUGUGCAACCGGCAAGUGUGUCUGUCGGGUUCCCUACAGCUGAAAGUGUGACGGAUGUCAUCGAGAUGCAACCAGUGGAAAGAAGAGUGAGGUUUGCCAUAGAUAAUGAGUCGGAAGUCGAUUCACGGGAAGAAAUGGAUGCUCAGCUGCAGGAGGAGCUAGAAGAUUUGUAUGCAGCACAACAAGCUGGGACAGCAUUUGUGCUAGGACAUUCACAUGUGAAAGCAAAACAAGGAUCAUCUAUGUUGAAGAGGUUGGCUAUUAAUUAUGGUUAUAAUUUCCUUAGGAGGAAUUGUAGGGGUGCAGAUGUAUCCCUCAAGGUGCCUCCAGCUUCCCUUCUUGAAGUUGGGAUGGUCUACAUUGUUUAAGUUGUAUUAGACCAACCACGCAUCACACUUUCCUCGUAUAGCUUUGUAUCUUAUUAGAGAGGUAAAUGUAAUUAUGCAGAUUACUGAAGUUAAAUCAUUUUGAUCGCUUCUCCA